AUGAGAGCAGUGUGGGCAGCAUUCGCACCUGUCAGGGACGCCGAGGAGCAACCGAUGGACACGAUCUCUGUGCCCAUUUGUUCGACUCAACAGUUCUUCCAGUCUUCUGCAGAGACAGCCCUGGACAAACGUCUUCUGAUGUUUAACCGGCGCACACAAUACCUAGCCCGUCUCCGCAGCUCCGAUUCAAGAGAAAUGUCCCGUCUUCCCGACCCAGUGAAAUAUAUAUCGAAAGGGGAGCCAGGUGUCCCAUGA
Messenger RNA from Necator americanus (New World hookworm), 255 nucleotides. RefSeq lists its product as uncharacterized. The record is from RefSeq and is a predicted model, not a curated record. The coding region runs from base 1 to 255 and encodes 84 amino acids. The transcript has 2 exons. Lineage: Eukaryota; Metazoa; Nematoda; Chromadorea; Rhabditida; Ancylostomatidae.